This is a messenger RNA of Corythoichthys intestinalis (scribbled pipefish), 7339 nucleotides long. Its product is annotated as lipoxygenase homology domain-containing protein 1-like. Gene Ontology annotation, molecular function: protein binding. The record is from RefSeq and is a predicted model, not a curated record. Bases 44 to 7159 code for a protein of 2371 amino acids. NCBI's taxonomy places the organism in Eukaryota, Metazoa, Chordata, Actinopteri, Syngnathiformes, Syngnathidae. The transcript has 41 exons.
CUCCAUCAAAACCUAGGCGAGCUCUUGUGAGAGAGAAUCAAAGAUGCCCUCUAAACAGAAACAUUCAAGGUUAAUAGAAGAAAGCGAAGACCUGGACGAGGAAGUGGAGGAAGCGGAUGAGUCCGAGUUAAAGAAGAGCAGCAGCGAAAACCCAGCUAAAGCCGAAAAGACGCGGAAGAGGGAAAAGAACUCGUCCGAAAACAGAAGCUCGGUGAAAGACAAGAAAAGUGAAAAAGACAAAAAGAAGAAAAAGACCGAAAAUGAAAAGGAGGAAGGUGAGCAGAACAACAACGACUUGACCGCCAAAGGGGAUGCAAGCGAGUCGACAAAAACGGAGAAGAAGAAGAAGAAAUCCUCCACUGAGAACCCAGAUGGAAGUGACACAGAAAAGAAGACCAAGUCCAAAGAUACCAAGAAGAAGAAAUCCCACGAGGGAGAGGACAAGAAGAAGAAGAAGCCAAAGAAGGGAUCCGGUGAAAGUGAUGAGGAUAAAAAGAAAAAGGGAAAGAAGUCUAAAAACAAGCACUUGGAUUACGCGGCAAUCUAUCAGAGCGAGCUCCUCAACUACCACACGGAUUCAUCAGACGGCUAUGAGGAUGUCUAUUACAAGAAGAAAGUCUACGAAGUGGUCGCUAUCACUGGAGACAUCAAGGGAGCUGGGACUGACGCCAACGUGUUUGUUACCCUUUUCGGGGAGUUUGGCGUUACCCCUAAGGCUCACCUGGCCAGCAAAAGCCGAACUGCAUUCGAGAAGAAUAAGACGGACGUUUUCCGCAUCAAAACGCACAAUGUGGGUGCGCUCAAGAAGCUGAGGAUCGAGCACGACAACACAGGAAUGAACGCCAGCUGGUUUUUAGACAGGGUGGUGGUGACCGACAUGAGUCGGCCUCACCUGCGCUUCUACUUUGCCUGCAACAACUGGCUGAGCCGCGAAGAAGGUGACAACCUCUUUGUCAGGGACCUGCUGGGCAGCCUGAACCAGAUGGAUGUACCAAAAUUGAAUAAAUACAUAGUAAGUGUCUUCACUGCCGACAUGAAGGGAAGCGGAACUGACGCCGACGUCUUCCUCAACAUCUUUGGAGAGCACGGCGACACAGGGGAGCGGCGGCUGGACAGCGACAAGGACAACUUUGAACGCGGCUCGGAGGACAAGUUCACCAUCGAAGCACCCAACUUAGGAAGGCUGAAAAAGAUCACUAUAGGCCACAACAACAGAGGUUCAUCCGCUGGGUGGUUCCUUGAUAAGGUUGCUAUUGAUGACAUCGGGAAUAAAGAAGUGUACGAGUUCCCCGUCAAUCGUUGGUUCGCUAUGGAUGAAGACGAUGGCAAAAUCCAGAGAGACGUGCUAGUUGGCUCACUGCAGCCAAUGGGUAUCGUGUAUAACGUUCAAGUGAUGACCGGGGAUGUGCGGGGCGCAGGCACCAACUCCAAAAUUCACAUGGUCAUGCACGGCUCCAAGGGCAUAAAGAACAGUGGCAAAAUCUUCCUCGAAGGCGGUGCCUUUGAGCGCGGCCUCAUCGAUAUCUUCAACGUGGAGAUCUGCGAGCUGAUCAGUCCUCUCAGCAGGGUCACCAUCGGGCACGACAAUGGUGCUGUAGGUGCGGGAUGGUACUGCGAGAAGGUGGUUAUCUACUGUCCAUUUACGGGGGUAGAGCAGACGUUCCCCUGUGGAAUGUGGCUUGAUGAGGACGAGGGCGAUGGACUCAUCGAGAGGGAGCUUUACGAAAUGGUUUCCCUGAGGCAGAAAAAGCAGAAGAAGUACCCUUGGUCCUUGUGGAUCUGGACAUCCGACUUGAAGGGCGCAGGAACAGAUGCUCAGGUAUUUCUGCAGAUCUACGGUGAGCGCGGAAAAUCGGAUGAGAUCAAACUGGAGAACAACUCGGACAGCUUUGAACAAGGCCGCCUUGAUAAAUUCAUGAUUGAAAUGCCCGACAUUGGACGACUCCUAAAACUACGCAUCUGGCAUGAGAAGAGGCAUCCGUUUGCCGGCUGGCACCUGGGGAAGGUUACUUUAUUGAAGACGUUGACGAUGGAGAAAUAUGGGUUCGAAUGCGGCCGCUGGCUGGACAUCAAUGAAGACGACAACGAGAUCGUGCGAGAGCUGCCGGCGACUGGAGUACUCUGUGCGGAGCCCCUACCGUUAAUGAAGUAUCGCAUCACCAUAUGCACGGGCAACGUCAGCGGCGGCGGGACCGAUGCCAGCGUCUUCCUCAAUGUCAUCGGCGACCUGGGCGACACCGGGGAGAGACUCAUGAUCAUGAGCAAAAACAAUGUCAACAAAUUCGAAAAGGGCAACCAUGAUGAGUUUCUUAUUGAAGCUGUGGCAUUGGGCCGCAUCCACCGGGUACGAGUUGGGCACGACGGCCGUGGCGGAGGCUGUGGUUGGUUCCUCGAUAAGGUUAUGGUGAGGGAGGAAGGCCAGCCAGAGUCCUUAGCCAUUGAGUUCCCAUGUUAUAGGUGGUUGGACCGCAAUGAAGAUGACGGGCAGAUCGUCCGUGAGUUGGUGCCAGCUGGAGAGGGCCUGCGUCUUUUCAAUGUCAGUUAUCACAUCGCCAUCAAGACGGGCAGCGUGAACGGUGCCAGCUCAGAUUCCAGGGUCUUCGUCAAACUGUACGGCGAGAGGGGCGACACCGGUAAGAUAACCCUGGCGGUUUCGGACAACGACUUGAGGAACUACUUUGAGACCGGUCGCACUGACAUCUUCACUGUGGAAACCUUCGACAUUGGAAAGAUCAACCGACUCCUCAUCGGCCACACCAAUGAAGGCCUGCGAGCCGGAUGGUUUCUUGACAGUGUUCAGAUCUCGGUGCCGGUCCAGGGCAAGGAAUACAUGUUCCCCAGCCAUCGCUGGCUUUGCAAGGAUGAGGCUGAUGGCAAAGUGGAGGUGGAAAUCUAUCCCAGCGAGAUCCUAGACAUAGAAAAAUUGAUCAACUACGAAGUAAGCGUGGUCACAGGAGACGUGCGCACAGGUGGCACCAAUGCCAACGUUUUCUGUCAGAUUUACGGAGACGAGGGAAAGACGGAAGUUCUUCCCUUGAAGAGCCGCUCCAACAAUUUUGAACGUGGCACUACAGAGAUCUUCAAGAUGGAAGCUCAGGAUGUAGGCAAGAUCUACAAGCUGCGCAUCUACCACGACGGCUCAGGCAUCGGCGACGGCUGGUUCCUGGAGUCGGUGGACAUAAAGCGCCUGACAAUGGCCAUGGUAAAGGUGGAGGUCAAGCGGGAAGAUGCAAAGAAGGAUAAGAAGAAGGACAAGAAGAAGAAGAAGAAAGACGAGGAGGAGGUAGUGGAGAUGGUGGAGGAACUGCAGGAGGUGGUCGAGACAUUCAGCUUCCCUUGCAACCGUUGGCUGGCCAGGGACGAGGAGGACGGGGAGAUUGUGGUCGAACUACUGAUCGACGACAAUGAAGACCUCGAAGUAAACUCUUACGAAGUGCACGUGUUCACGGGGAAUAUGUGGGGAGCGGGGACUGAUGCUAAAGUUUACAUCAACGUCUACGGCGAAAUCGGCGACACGGGCGAGCGCCGCUUAAGGAAGUCCAACAAUCUCAAUAAAUUUGAGAGAGGUCAGGAGGACGUGUUCAGCAUCACGUCUGUGGACUUGGGGCCACUAAAGAAGUUGAGAAUCCGCCAUGAUAACAGCCAGGCUGGGGCAGGCUGGUUCCUGGACAGAGUGGAGAUUGUAGACAACAAAGACGACACCACUUACUUCUUCCCGUGCAAGCGAUGGCUGGCGGUAGACGAGGAUGAUGGGCAGCUGGCCAGGGAGCUGGUCCCUGUGGAUGAGGCCUUCAUGAAGAAGGGAGACGACGAUGAUGACGACGAUGACUCAGAGGCCACGUUGGGCCUGGAGCAGAAAGCUAUGUCCACCACAUACACGGUGAGACUAAAAACCGGUGACAAGAAGUACGCCGGGACGGACGCCAACGUCUUUAUGACGCUCUACGGCAUCAAGGAUGACACAGGAAUCAUUAACUUGAAGGCCUCCAAGACACACAAGAACAAGUUUGAGCGAGGCAUGAUCGAUGAGUUCACCGUAGAGGCAGUGGACAUCGGGCCCCUGAAGAAGUUACGUAUUGGACACGACAACCACGGUGGUGGCUCAGCAGGCUGGUUCCUGGACUGGGUGGAGAUCGAUGCUCCUUCAAUGGGGCAAAAACUUCACUUUCCAUGCGGCCGCUGGCUGGACAAAGGCGAGGACGACGGCGCAAUCGCCAGGGAUCUUUUUCCCAAUCCUCUCCAAACGGAACUUUACACACCAUUUGUCCCUUACGAGAUUAAAAUCUUCACAAGUGACAUUUUUGGAGCGGGGACAGACGCAGACGUUUUUGUAGUCCUGUACGGAAGAGAGGCCGUGUGUACCCAACAGAAGCGACUGUGUGUCAACAAGAGGGAGAGGAUAAUGUACUUUGAGAGGGGAGCUGAGGACAUGUUCAUCGUAGAGCUGGAGGACGUAGGGGAAGUCAUUGAGAAGAUCCGCAUCGGUCACGAUAACCGCGGCGUCAACCCUGGCUGGCACUUGGAUCGAGUCGAGAUCCGACGUCUGCUCAAGAAGGGAAAGGGUUCAGAGACAGUCAUCUUCCCUUGUGAGCGCUGGCUCGCCAAGUCGGAGGACGAUGGCGAGACAGUUAGGGAGUUGGUACCCUCCGACAUCAUCACUGAGAAGCUGUCACGGGACGGCAGCCUGAAAAUCACUGAGGUGGAAGUGGAGGAUGCUCUGGAUACACACACAUACAAAGUAUCAGUGAUGACUGGCGACAUGUAUGGAGCUGGCACCGACGCCAAUGUGUUCCUCACCAUCUACGGCGACCUGGGAGAUACGGGUGAGAGGAAGCUUAACAAGUCAGAGAACAACAGCAACAAAUUCGAGCGAGGAGCCGUGGACAAGUUCACCAUAGAGGCCGUGGACCUGGGGCAGGUGUUCAAGAUCAAGAUCCGCCACGAUAACAGCAUGAUGAGCGCCGACUGGUACCUCGACCAGGUUGAGGUUCUCGACGUGGACACGGAAGAGGUCUUCCUCUUCUUGUGCGAACGAUGGCUGUCUCGAAAGAGGGAGGACCGUCUCAUCCAAAGAGUUUUUUACGUUAAGGGAUACGAGGGUGUCCGAGAGAGCCUGAAUAUCAAGAAGAAAUCAACUGUGAAGAGUGUCGACAACAACAGGAACAAAAAGAGCAAAAACAAGGAAGAGGAGGAGGAACAACUCCCAGCCAUACCGUACCACAUCACGUUGUGCACCGGGCUGGAGCGAGAUGCCGGUACCACCAGCAGGGCUUACGUGAUCAUCAUCGGGGCCAAUCAGAGUCGCACGGACAGGCUGUGGCUGGACCCGCCAGAUGGGAAGAGGGGCUUCCAGGCCGGGUCUUUGGAAAGCUUCGAGUGCCAUGGCACAGAUGUGUGGGAGAUCAAAAAGGUUGAGCUCGGCCAUGAUGGUGCCACACCUGAGAGCUGCUGGUUGGUAGAUGAGCUCUCUGUUGCAGUGCCAACAAAAGGGGUCAAAUAUAUCUUCGCUUGCUCAUGCUGGUUGGCCAAAGAUCGUGGUGACGGCCUGACUGCCAGAGUUUUUAACGUGCUUGACGCAGAGGCCGUUUCCAUCUCUCAGAAGGUCAUUUAUGAAGUGACUGUGGUCACAGGCGACAUACAAAAUGCAGGAACAGACACAAAUAUCUUUAUGACCGUGUUUGGUGCUAACGGCAGCACAGAGGAAAUGUUGCUGCAGAAGAACGAGGACAGGUUUGAGCGUGGUCAGGAGGAUACCUUUAACAUGGAGAUCGAUGACAUCGCCCCACUCAGGAAGAUGAGACUACGCAUUGACGGCUCAGGCAGCAGACCGGAUUGGUUCCUUGAUACAGUGAGGAUGCACAAUCUGACAACAGGGGAUGUGUCCGAGUUCACCUAUGAAGAAUGGCUGUCCAAGAUUCGUGGACCCAGAAGGACUAUGAUUUGCGAGAUGGCUGCAGUGGUGGACGAUGAGACAAUGGUAGAACUCACCACCUACGUGAUCCAGGUCAAGACUAGUGAUGUUGCAGGAGCCGGCACUGAUGCCAACGUUUGGGUCAUCAUUUUCGGUGAGAACGGCGACACAGGGACCUUGGCAUUGAAAGAGUGCAACAGGUCCAACAAGUUUGAACGCAAGCAGGUGGACACUUUUCGCUUUUCGGAAAUCCUGAGCCUGGGCGACCUCUCCAAAGUCAGAGUGUGGCACGACAACACGGGUCUGGCGCCUGGAUGGCACUUGGACUACAUUGACGUGAAGGAUGAGCUCAUGGAUAAGACCUUCCGCUUCCCGUGUGACCGCUGGCUGGCCAAAAAUGACGGCGACGGGCAGAUCAUGAGGGAACUGGCGUGCGCUAACAAUGAAUACUUGGACCUCGAUGAAAAAACCAAGUAUGAAAUCUGCGUCACCACUGGAGACACUGCAGAGGCGGAAACCAAAGAGAAUGGAUGGAUCGUGUUGGAGGGGAGGAAGGGUCGAUCAAAGGAGUUCUUGAUGGAGAACUCGUCAAAGAAGAAGCGGUUUUUGAGGGGAAACGUUGACAGAUUUGAAUUUACAUCCAAGAACCUGGGCGACAUCGUCAGCAUUUGCUUGGGCCACACGUCCAAGGAUGGAAAGAAAGUCAAGACAGAACAGCACUGGCAUGUGGAGCAGGUGGUGGUCACUGAAAGAGAGCUGGGCAACAAGUACAUCUUCCACUGCAACGCUCCAGUCCCCUUAUCGGUAAAACGGGAUGACUUCUUGACCCUGGAGUGCACCAAGGCUAUCGAGAGCUUUGCCAGCAAGGCCCGCAGCCUGGUGCCCGUCAAGUACGAGAUCAUCGUGAUCACGGGCGACGAGAAGGGAGCGGGCACGGACGCCAACGUCUCUGUCACCAUCUUUGGCUCCAACGGCGAUUCGGGCCAGCGGCGGCUGCGGCAGAAGUUUCGCAACCUGUUCGAGCGUGAGCAGACCGACCGCUUCCUGCUGGAGAUGCUGGACAUGGGGGAGUUGCAAAAGGUCCGAGUGGAGCACGAUAACAGUGGCCUGCAUCCAGGCUGGCUGCUGGACCGCAUUGAGGUCACUAAUACAGCCAACGGAGUCACCACUAUUUUCUUGUGUGGAAAAUGGCUAGACACAAAGAGGGCUGACGGACAGAUCGCCAGAGUCCUAUACCCCAAAUACUGAACUGUCACUAUGAUUGGACCAAAAAAAAAAAAAAACAGCCAUUACAAGACAUAAAAAGCUUCAUCAAAAGGGCUGUUUUCCCUUUGGUAAUGUACGUUCUUCAUUAAAUCAGUUUGUUUACAUGUUGAAAUUGUGACAAAGUUUGACCUGCUUACCUUUAUUUGUUUUGGGCAGGAAAAA